GAUAUGGGCCGAGCGCAGACACGUCGGAGCAUUACAGUUUGGGGUUACGAUCAGCCCUGAAGACUCUGCGGUUUCUGACUCUCUGGUUUAUGAAGAAAUAACGGACAGAGGCCCAUGGAUCUUUGGCACAUCCUUAUUGAAAAGGCAGUGGAAAACAGAGUUUUCAAACAUUUUGAAGACAUAUUACGGACAUGUAAAGGAGCUGAAGGUUAGCAGACUGGCUUUCCUGAAGAGGAGGAGGAGAGGGAUUUGCAGCCUGGAGAGACGAGUCCAAAGCUCUCGCCCACCCCCCCUAACACCGCGGUGCGGGAAGAGAAGGAGGAAGAGGAAGGGGGAGAGGGAUUUGCAGUCUGGAAAGUCGACCCCAAACCUCUAGCCCACCCCCCCACGGCGGUGCGGGAGGAGAAGGAGAAGCAGGAGGAGGAGGAGAGGGAUUUGCAGCCUGGAAAGUCGACCCCAAACCUCUAGCCCACCCCACGGCGGUGCGGGAGGAGGAGGAGAGGGAUUUGCAGCCUGGAAAGUCGACCCCAAACCUCUAGCCCACCCCACGGCGGUGCGGGAGGAGAAGGAGGAGGAGGAGAGGGAUUUGCAGCCUGGAAAGUCGACCCCAAACCUCUAGCCCACCCCCCCCCACGGCGGUGCGGGAGGAGAAGGAGGAGGAGGAGGAGGAGAGGGAUUUGCAGCCUGGAAAGUCGACCCCAAACCUCUAGCCCACCCCACGGCGGUGCGGGAGGAGGUGGAGAGGGAUUUGCAGCCUGGAAAGUCGACCCCAAACCUCUCGCCCACCCCCCCACCCCCCCACCGCGGAGUAGCCGGAGCCCCGUGAGCAUGGAGGGGGCCGGCGCCGCUGACACCGAGGAGAAGCCCUCCUUCGCCUGCCCGGUGUGCGGGCGGGGCUUCGGCCGCCCGUCCGCCCUGUCCCGGCACCGGCGGAGCCACGCCGGCGAGCGGCCGUGGAGGUGCGGCGACUGCGGCCGGGGCUUCAGCUACCCGGUGGAGCUGGAGUCGCACCGGCGGGCGCACACCGGCGAGCGGCCGUUCCGCUGCCCGGACUGCGGCCGGGGCUUCUCGCUGUCCUGCAACCUGCUGGCCCACCGGCGGGUGCACUCCGACGAGCGGCCGUUCCGCUGCCCCGAGUGCGGCAGGCGCUUCAAGAGCGCCGGCGAGCUGAUGCGCCACCAGCGGGCGCACACCGACGAGCGGCCGUUCCGCUGCCCGGACUGCGGCGCCGGCUUCAGGCAGCCGUCCGACCUGGGCGUGCACCGGCGGGUGCACACCGGCGAGCGGCCGUUCCGCUGCCCGGACUGCGGCCGGGGGUUCAGCCAGCUGGCCAACCUGCUGACCCACCGGCGGGUGCACACCGGCGAGCGGCCGUUCCGCUGCCCGGACUGCGGCCGGGGCUUCACCACCCUGUCCAACCAGCUGGAGCACCGGCGGGUGCACACCGGCGAGCGGCCGUUCACCUGCCCCGAGUGCGGCAAGGGCUUCGCUCACUCGUCCACCCUGCUCCGGCACCAGCGGGUUCACCGGUGAGAGCCGCCGGGAUUAACUCCUUAAGCGGGGGCCGGGCUUCCGCAGUACUCUGGAUAAAAGUCGAAAUAAAUCCUCUCAAAACAUUUUAAA
Hemiscyllium ocellatum (epaulette shark) is the source of this 1623-nucleotide messenger RNA. Its product is annotated as zinc finger protein 239-like. The record is from RefSeq and is a predicted model, not a curated record. Lineage: Eukaryota; Metazoa; Chordata; Chondrichthyes; Orectolobiformes; Hemiscylliidae. The coding region runs from base 829 to 1533 and encodes 234 amino acids. Gene Ontology annotation, biological process: negative regulation of transcription by RNA polymerase II. The transcript is spliced from 3 exons. Gene Ontology annotation, molecular function: DNA-binding transcription repressor activity, RNA polymerase II-specific.